AUGUCUACUGAGGAUCAGUCGCUCCUUGAGCGCGUCGAGGCGCCCAGCAUCCCUGAGUCUGCUAUGAAGCAGAUCGCCAUUCUGGAGGAGCAGUUCGCUCGCGCUGAGGUUGAGCAGACCUCUGAUCAACAAGCGCGCCGAGAUCAUCAAGAUGCCCGAGGUGCAGGCCGAGUUCUGGAUGCGCGUGUUCGCCAGCGCUCCCCCGAGAUUGACGAGUACAUUCUGUCCGACGACGCCGCCGUCCUGGGCGAGGCCCUGACCAACAUGACCGUUGAGCGUUUCGAGCUCGACGCCCAAGGCAACGGCGAGCCCCGCUCCCUGCGCUUCAUCUUCGAGUUCAAGACCGGCGAGGAGAACCCCUUCUUCACAAACGACAAGCUCGUUAAGGACUUCUACUGGCGCCAGGAGGUCACCAAGAGUUCCUCUGGCCGAACCCGCACCUGGGAAGGUCUCGUCUCCGAGCCCGUGCGCAUCAACUGGAAGAAGGACAAGGACCUGACCCGGGGUCUUCUUGACGCUGCUUGCGACCUUUGGGAAGCUGAGAAGAAGAAGGGCGGUGACCGCAAGAAGCUGCCAGAGUUCGCUGCCCUCGUUAACAAGAUUGAGGAGGCUGCCGAGGCUGAGGACGCCGCUGAGAAUGACGAUGAUGAGGACAUGCCCAGCCCCGUUGGCAUGAGCUUCUUCGGUUUCUUCGGUUACCGUGGCCGUGACGUUUCUGCUGCUCAGUCUAAGGAGGCUGCCAAGGAGAUCGAGGCCCGCUGGGCCAAGGUCCAGAAGGGCGAGGACAUCACCGAGGGUGGUGACAGCGAUGAUGAGGAUGAGGAUGAUGACGAGGAUGGACUCGAGGUUGCCGAGAUCUUCCCCGACGGUGAUGACCUCGCCGUUGCCAUUGCUGAGGACCUCUGGCCCGAUGCGCUCCGCUACUACGUUCAAUCCUACCAGAAUGCCGAUGAUCUCGAAGACAUGGAUCUCGAAAUGGAGAUGGAUGAAAUGGACGAAGAUGAGGAUGAAGAAAGUGAGUCGCGCCCGCGCAAGAAGGCUCGCAACUAA
Penicillium canescens is the source of this 1050-nucleotide messenger RNA. Its product is annotated as histone chaperone napB. Lineage: Eukaryota; Fungi; Ascomycota; Eurotiomycetes; Eurotiales; Aspergillaceae. Gene Ontology annotation, cellular component: nucleus; chromatin. Gene Ontology annotation, biological process: nucleosome assembly. The transcript has 3 exons. The coding region runs from base 1 to 1050 and encodes 349 amino acids. The record is from RefSeq and is a predicted model, not a curated record. Gene Ontology annotation, molecular function: chromatin binding; histone binding.